Messenger RNA from Cinclus cinclus, 1067 nucleotides. It is a transcript of the gene SRP14, whose product is annotated as signal recognition particle 14. Gene Ontology annotation, molecular function: endoplasmic reticulum signal sequence receptor activity; 7S RNA binding. The record is from RefSeq and is a predicted model, not a curated record. Gene Ontology annotation, biological process: SRP-dependent cotranslational protein targeting to membrane. Gene Ontology annotation, cellular component: signal recognition particle, endoplasmic reticulum targeting. Bases 10 to 342 code for a protein of 110 amino acids. The transcript is spliced from 5 exons. Lineage: Eukaryota; Metazoa; Chordata; Aves; Passeriformes; Cinclidae.
CGGAGCAGGAUGGUGCUGCUGGAGAGCGAGCAGUUCCUGACGGAGCUUACCAGGCUCUUCCAAAAGUGCAGGACUUCCGGGAGCGUUUUCAUAACGCUGAAGAAAUAUGAUGGCCGAACAAAACCAGUUCCACGCAAAGGCCACGUAGAAACUUUUGAACCAGCAGACAAUAAGUGUCUCCUAAGAGCAACUGAUGGAAAGAAGAAAAUUAGCACAGUGGUGAGCUCAAAGGAGGUAAAUAAAUUCCAGAUGGCAUAUUCAAAUUUGCUAAGAGCUAACAUGGAUGGCUUGAAGAAGAAAGACAAGAAAAGCAAGGCCAAGAAGAGUAAAGCAACACAGUGAUGGGACAGUGUGCUGCCAUCACUAUAAUAGACUUGACCCUUGCUCAAAGCAAAGUCCAUUUCUUUUUGUUACCAUUUGUCUUUGGCUUUCCUUCCAGCAGGAUAGUGGGAUGUGAUCAGUACUUUUGUUUGAACUGGUAGCAGAGCUGCUGUCUUCAGGUUGUUAUAUGGCAGGAGUAUGUACAGCAUUAUACUGAAAUAGCUUUACACUCAGCUGAUCUGUACUUACACUGCUACCAUUUACUCUGCAGUGUAAAACCUGUCUGGGGGGUAGCACAGGGUGAAGACAUAUGUACCAUACCAGAAACAAAACAGGACUGGAGCAGGAGCCUCAGUGACAGAUGCCCAGUUUUAUAGAUAAGCCUCAGUAAUUCGAGGGAAAGCAGGUGCCAACAUAUUAUGAGGAACAGCUGCUUUCCUGUUUCUGUCUUAAUCUGAGGGUCAUGUCUAUAUGAUGCAGUACAGAUAUCCCCAAGGCAGCGAGUUCCUGCAGAGCCCUCACUCCAUGCUGAUCCAGCUGUUCUGACCUGGGCUUGGGGUGGGGGGAGGGUAGGACUAUGCGUCCUGUUCCCUUCAGACAUGGCUUACAAAUGCUCAUGUCACCUAAACUUUUUUUUUUAAAAUCAUCCUUCUGUAUAGUCAGGGAUCUGAAUUUUCCUUCCUCCAUAUGAGCAGAUGUAAAAAGUAAAUAUGUAAUUACUCCUAUUAAACAUAAUGAGAAAUGAA